AUGAAAAUUGAAACGAAUAUAAUACUUGUGCUUCUUGGACUAAGUCUGGUUACGGCGUUUUCUGCAGAACCAGAAACUUACUAUUGUGGCGGGAAACCAGCCGAUGUGUAUUUCCUCUUGGACUCAUCUACUAGCAUCUGGUAUGUUGACUAUGAAAAACAACUCCAGUUUGUCUCCAGUGUAAUCGACAUCUUCGAUGUUGGUCCAAAUAGAACCCGAAUUGGCAUGGGCCUCUUUAGCGACUAUUUUAAUCCCCAGAUCGGCUUCGGAGACUACAAUAACAAAACAGAAAUCAACCAGGUCAUACUGGAAACAAAGCAGAAAAUGGGCGGGACCAACACUGCCGUUGCCAUUCGCGAAAUGCGUGAGGGGGAAUUUAACUCGAAUGUCGCUCGCCAGGACGUUGCUCACAUCGCAAUAAUCCUGACUGACGGAAAAUCUUGGGACCCUAAAGAAACCGCUUUCCAAGCAAAACUUACCAAAGAAAAAGGAAUAUACAUAUUCGCCAUUGGCAUCGGAGGCGAUGUUGAUACACGUGAGCUUCGCAACAUUGCCAGCAAAUCUGAAAACGACAAUGCUCAGUUUGUCUUUCAUGUGAAGAAUUUCGACGCUUUGGACUCCAUAAAGAACAUCCUGGCUAUUAAAACAUGCGAAGUUGUUCCGAAAGACCAGCCCAGGUGUGCUACCAGCACUAAAUCAGAUAUUAUCUUUGCACUGGAUCCUUUGGUAAUGGGUCAAUCACGUACGGAAAUCAUCAAGGAAUUCAUCGCCAACACUGCUAACCAGAUAGAUAUGGGAGACAGUAAACCAAUUAGAAUCGGUGUCUUCACCAACAAUUGUCCCAGCAGCAAAGACAUCCACCUGAAUGAACACGGCAACAAAUUCACUUUCAUCCAGGAACUCCGGUCGAAUAAUAAGAUGACUAAAACUCAUAUUUUGAAAAGAGUUCGCCGACGAGGAUUCACCAAGGCCAACGGAGGACGUGCCGACGCUCGUCGUCUUAUCGUUACCUUUGUCGAUGGCCCAUUAGAUAAUUCAAAAGAUGUCUUUUUGGAGGCCGAAAGAGUUCGAAAAUUCAACAUGGACGUGUUUGUCAUUGCCAUUGGAAACGAAGUCAAAGAAAACGAGUUGCGGAAACUGGCUUCAGUGAGACCGAAAGAACACAUUUUCCGAGUCACCAGCUACGACAACCUGAAGAUUUCUUUCAACGAUUUUAUCGACAAAAUCUGUGAAUUUUUGUGA
This is a messenger RNA of Acanthosepion pharaonis, 1242 nucleotides long. NCBI's taxonomy places the organism in Eukaryota, Metazoa, Mollusca, Cephalopoda, Sepiida, Sepiidae. The record is from the annotation of a GenBank genome assembly.